Dictyostelium purpureum is the source of this 2381-nucleotide messenger RNA. RefSeq lists its product as uncharacterized. The record is from RefSeq and is a predicted model, not a curated record. NCBI's taxonomy places the organism in Eukaryota, Evosea, Eumycetozoa, Dictyosteliales, Dictyosteliaceae. Bases 726 to 2366 code for a protein of 546 amino acids. The transcript is spliced from 6 exons.
AAAAUUCAUAUUUAUUUUUAAAAGUUUGGAAAAAUGUUUAUAUAAGAUCUAUUAUUAUUGGGCACUUGAAGCUAUUUAAUAUUCACUAUUACCAAAGAGUUAUAAAUAACGAAGAAGACGUCAAGUCAUUAAAAAAAUAUAAAUAUAAAGAUUAUUUAAGGGCCAUUAAAAUCAAUUUAAAGAAUGAACAAAAAUCAUUAAUUGUAGAUCUAUUAAACAGCUUACCAAGCUCAGUGGAUUCAAUCGAGUUUGAUGGAUUAAAGUAUUAUUAUUCAAACUCUGAUGAGUAUAAUGAAAGCGAACAUGACACAUGUAGCUCAUCUAGUGAUGAAAGUAGUGAAGAUAAUAGCAGUAGCGAUAAUUUAGCACCAUAUAACCAAAACCACCAACAUCAUUUUAAUCACAAUCCAAUUCAGCAAUACCAACAUCAUUUAUACCAUAACCAAUCUAAACCUCACCAUCACCACCACCACCACCACCAUCAUCAUCAUCAUCAUCAUCAUGGGAGUAGUAUUCAUCAUUUUCAUUAUAAAGAGCAUGAAAAAAUUAAUAGUAAAUAUUAUCAAAAAUCAACUAGUAAUAAUAAAGAAUUUAAAUAUAUUGUUGAUUUAAUUAAUAAUAUACCAGAUACAGUUGUAAAUAUCAGAACAUCAAACCAGUUUAAUUCCCCUAUACCAAGCUCGACUAAAUUACCAAAUAGAUGGAUAAAAAUAGAGCUAUCAGACAUGUUUAAUCAACCUUUAAGCAGAGUGCCAGCAAUUACACUUGGUAAUAAUUUACAGGUGCUUCAAUUGGGUAGCCCAACUAGUGGAAGAUUUAAUCAACCUAUUGAACCUGGAGUAUUGCCUGCAUCUAUAACCAAACUGGGUUUAUCAUAUGAAUUUAAUCAAAAGUUAUUACCAAAUAGUAUUCCUCCAAAUGUUACUCAUCUUACUUUUGGAAAUAGAUUCAAUCAAUCCAUUAAAAUGGGAGUUCUACCAUCGAAAAUUAAAUAUAUUUAUUUUGGGAACAUGUUCAAUCAAAAUAUUAAACCAAGGGUUUUACCGGAUUCACUAGAGACAUUAGAGUUUUCAGCAUUUGGAGAAUUUAAAAGAAAACUAAAAGAGGGUAGUCUUCCGCCCAAUGUAAAAACUUUGAUGUUUGGUCACAUCAAGAGAUUGAUAUUUGGUCAUGACUAUAAUCAAACAUUAAAUGAAUCAUUCCAUUCAUUAGUAAACCUCGAGUAUUUAGAAUUUGGUUCUAUUUAUAAUAAAUCUAUUGAUGUGGGAAUUCUUCCUUCUCAUUUAAAGACAUUAGUGUUUGGUAAUAGAUUUAAUCAAUUCAUUAAAGAAGGCUCUUUACCAGAAUCAUUGGUUUCAAUUAUACUGGGAACCGAAUUUCAAAAACCUUUAGUAAACCAAUCAGUAUUACCAAGAAAGUUAAAGACCAUUCAUUUUGGUGAUUGUUUUAAUAAACCGUUAAAGAUUGGGGUGUUGCCCAUAUCGAUGGAACAAUCAUUAACAAUAAACAAUAAUAAUUGUAAUAUUAAUAAUUUUAGUAAUAAUAUAUCAAUAUUCCCUAGUUAUGGUUUAAAGGUAUUGGUUUUUGGGUCAAACUUUAAUAUGCCAAUAGAGCCAAACGUAUUACCAAACUCUUUAACUAAGCUCGAUCUUGGUCAAAGGUAUAAUCAUCCUCUUCAAAUUAACUCCAUCCCCAGAAGCGUCACCCAUUUAGAGUUAUCAUAUUUUUAUAAUCAUCAAAUUGGAGUAGGAGUUUUACCAUCAAAACUAAAGUCUCUGUAUAUAAAAGGUUUAUUCAAUCAAACUAUUGAACCUAAGGUUUUGCCGAAUAGUCUUACUGCACUUGUAUUUGGACAGUUUUUCUAUAACCAACCAAUAGCCGACAAUGUACUUCCAUCAACACUAAAAGAACUUAAAAUAAAAGGUUUAUUUAAUCAACAACUACCACCUUACAUAAAUCACAUAGAAAGUUUGGAGCUGGGUGAAUCAUUUAAUAAUUUUAAUAAUUUAAUUCAAUUUAAUAAUUUAAAAUAUUUAAAUAUAUGUAUAAAUAAUAAUAAUAUAAUAUCACUACCAUCAUCAAUUACAAUACUAAAUAUAAACUAUAGUUACAAUAGCUAUAAUAAUAAUAGCGAUAAUAACCAUAACCAAUUUAGAAUUAACGACAGCUUCUUACCAAGUAACAUCAAAGUCAUAAAUAUAAUAGGUAAUCCAAUAGUUGAACUGCCACUACCGCCAACUUUAGAAACGAUAUAUAUUCAAAACGAUAACAUCAGUAUAUUAAAAAACUAUGAUUUAUUUUAUCAAAUAUACGACAUUAUUAGAGUUAUAGACUGUAAUAAUAAAACAAAAAUAAAACAUAAAUAAAUAUUUAAAAUUACC